AUGGAUAUUGCGUACUAUGACGAAGCUAUCAAUAAGUAUUGGAUACACAGAGAGAAAAUGUUGGGAGAGCCAAUCCCAAAACACAUUGCGAAGAAGAUAGCUGCACAGCGUGAAAAGAAGGGACUUCCUCCUCUAGAAGCUACUGACGAGCCUAUGUGUAAAAAGAAGAAGCGCGAAAAGCCAACUGUUGACAUCCGGAAGAAAUACGAAGAGCAGCCCGAUUUUAUCACAGAAACGGGAGGAACGCUCCAUCCCUAUCAGUUGGAGGGUAUCAACUGGUUGCGGCAUUGCUGGUCAAAUGGAACUGAUGCGAUUCUUGCUGAUGAAAUGGGUUUGGGUAAAACUGUGCAGUCUCUUACGUUCUUAUACUCCUUAAUGAAAGAGGGUCACUCCAAAGGACCUUUCCUCAUCGCAGCACCACUAUCAACUAUCAUCAAUUGGGAAAGAGAGGCCGAACAAUGGUGUCCUGACUUCUACAUCGUCACAUACGUUGGCGACCGUGAUUCGAGAAUGGUUAUCCGCGAACACGAAUUCUCCUUUGUUGAAGGAGCAGUGAAGGGUGGCCCUAAAGCUUCACGUAUGCGAUCGCAGGAAAAUAUGAAGUUCCAUGUUCUUCUUACAUCUUAUGAAUGUAUCAAUAUGGACAAG
Strongylus vulgaris is the source of this 648-nucleotide messenger RNA. The record is from the annotation of a GenBank genome assembly. Lineage: Eukaryota; Metazoa; Nematoda; Chromadorea; Rhabditida; Strongylidae.